AUGACUGGGGGCUCAUUGGGGCUACGCUCAGGGAGCUAUGGAUCACUGCAGCAGCAUCUGCCCAACGAUACCAGGUUGCCGAUUCAGCAGACGACAGGUAAUGGUCGCAAGAACCAGAGGAUGUCGCUCUCAGGCGGGAAGGAAAAGGGUCAGUCCCGGAUCUACAGGCUGUGUUUUCCAAUCAGAGUCGGCGUGUACCUCGCGUUUAUGGCAUCUGUCGGUGCUCUCAUGAUCGUGAUGGCGGGCGUGUUUCUUUUCAGGAGAGGUAAGGCCUUCAAUCGCGUACCCCAGAGAACUUUUUCCUUCCUCUUGUCUUUGAUUUGGGAUGGUAAUUUUGCUCCUCCCGAAGUUCUGUCAUCGCCAUGCACAUUUCUCUACAGUACCUUCGCCGUUUGUAAGGUUUCACCCUGCGGAAGACUGUAGUAGAGCGGAGAUGACUUCAAAUGCAGGUUGUAAAAUGAUUUUCCGUUAUUGAUCGAUUGCCUUUUUAGGCUAGGGUAGAAGGUUUCUUUUGAAAGUGGAUGGCAGCCACUAAUUCGCCCAAGGGUACAAACGUACGAGAUCGUUUGAUGUGUAUACAGGUCAUUCGGACCUCCCUGUGAGAAUUGCAUUGGGCUCUUUAUCUAGUAAAAGAAAGAGAAAAAGGAAAGGUCGAGAAAUCCAUCUGGUCUGGUCCCGGGUUUGGUUCCUUUUACCUCCUCAUUUUGGGGAUUUCUUUUCUUCCCUUCUCAAAAGGAAAAAGAAAAUUUAAUGAACUCUCUCAUCAUGUACCAUCCUAUUACUUGUUUCCCAUUUCAGAAACUAGAUCAAUGUUGAAAGCCAAAUCGAUUCAUGGUCGUUUUUAUUGUCUGGAUUGUUUUUAUUUUUCAUCAUUACGAACGACAGUUAACUCUCAAUUGCAACUAUUACCGAGGACUUUUUAGGCUACGUACUGGGAACAAUCGAAGCCCCCUGAAAAGGAGAUACAAACAAAAAUAAAUGUUCAUGCGUUAAGAGGAUCUCUUACUAUGACAUAUCCUCUAAGAGAAGAAACAGAACAAGACAGAAUGCCUAGAAAUGAAUGUUUAGUUGCUAUCCUCACCAGAUAGAGGGAUUGUAUGUUGCAUCAAAGGCUAGUAAAUGGUUGAUCAGGAAAAUAGUAUGCUCAAUAAUGUAUUGUGGAAACCUUAUCAAUCAGUGGUGGCUUGCCAUUAAAAUAGGUAACUGGUUUCAGGUAGCGAGUUUUUUGUUUAUCUUGUUUCUUCCAUCUAUUUUUGCUAUUGCUUGUUCACAGUUGCUGAUUUAAAAAGUUUGUAGUUACUUUAAUUGUCUAAAUAUUAUUCGCAGUGGAAGGUUUAACCAUCUUGAAUUCAAUGUCAUCGACUUUCUAAUGUGACGCUAUGGGAAUUUUUCUCAACCCAAAUGCUUGCUCUCUGCCUGUGUUCUUUGUUGUCCAGUGAUUUAAGAUUCAGCAACCUCAUUGCAGAUAUAUGAUUUGGGCAUUUCAUUAGUAUGCCAUCAAACUAUUGUUUGUUAAGCUGGCCGAUGGAGCAAGGUGAUGGCAUACUGAAGCCUACUUUUACAUGAUAUAUUUUUUGAAAAUUAAUAUGCACCGGAUUUCCCUUGCCCCGCCUUUUAGCCCUGGUCCCCCAAGUACUUGGCAUGCCUUGCCCUCUUACCCAUUUUCUCCUCGGCGUCACCCAUAUGAUGUUUUGAUAGCCAUGAAUUAAAUUUUGUGGUUUCCAUGAAAUGCGCUAGUGUAACAAUUCAAAUUUAUGGACAGAGUGAAAGAAAGAUGUAAGCUACUCAUGUUGAACAUAAUCGUUAUAUGAUAGAACUUGACUGGCUUUAAGGGAUUAUAUCCCUGGAAACAACAACUUAAGAUCUGGUGGGUGAAGAUGGUAUUAACGGGAUGGUGGGUGUGGAAUAUAUGGCAUGUAAAUGGUGGACCACCCAGUUUCAGUGAAUUUUCGUCCCUCAGAGAAAAGGGAUUUUCUAUUAUCAAGUUUCUACAUUAAUGGAUGAACUAAACUUCCUAUGUUUUGUGAAAAUGGUUUAAAUUGCCUUGUUUCAGUUAGUAUGAUAUGUGUUAAGAUGCACUUUCUCAAUGUACAUGUUCACCAGUUAUUUUCUUGGUGGGCCGGUGAAUGAUUGAUUAUUCCCCGUAAAGAUAAUUUUCUGUCUUGCUGGCAGUUUCAUCCUUGUUGAAUUUUCUGUGUUGAUCGAAAAUCUCAUCGAGUAUACUUUAAAUAAUUUCGGGGACGUUUUUUUGCUGAAUUCCCGCAGUCAUAGUAACCUUUUCUGCUGUUUAAUUGCUUUUUAAAUCACGCGCCUCUGAACUAUUGAGAAUGCAUGUUUCAGGUGGAGAUGUUUCAGAAAUUUCUGAGACAACUGACGAUUCUCUAUUUUCUCAAGUUAGGCAUCCCUCUGUGGCUCUCGUUCCCCCAAAUAACUUGUUUACCUCAAAGAGAGAUCAACUAAGAGAUCAACUAAGUGUAAAGAUACUUAGUCCGCCGAAUAACUACAUAACUGUUGAGAUGAAUGCAUCUCAAUCUUUGGCAUUUGCUUCUGCAAGCCCCUUACCUUCAAAACAUCCUUGUGAAGGCUUCUCAUUUUCGCCACCUCCAGUUGAUAGAAAACGCACAGGACCUCGUCGUAAGUUCUUCAAAACCUUAAAUACAUGUUAUUUUUUGCCAAUGUCGAUGAUGUUUCUGACAGUUCUUUUCUUUGUCUGUUCAGCAUGUCCUGUUUGUUACAUCCCUGUUGAGCAUGCUAUAGCUCUCAUGCCAUCUGCACCAUCAGUAUCUCCCGUACUGAAGUAUUUGACAUACUUUUCUGAAGAAGAUUCAACCAUUAAUGAAUCUAAUGGCGGUUCUUUAUUUGGUGGGCACCCGUCUUUAGAGCAAAGGAAUGAGACUUUUAAUAUUAAAGAAUCAAUGACUGUGCACUGUGGGUAUGACUCUACUUUUUUUGAUUUUAGAUGAAUGAAAAUAGCUCUUUUAUUGUAUGAAUCAUAAAGUGGGCCUCGCUCUCUAAGUCAGAAAGAACGGAGGGAAAUAGCUAUUCCCUUAGGUUGUAUUCCUUUUGGUUAUUAUAGUCCAUAUGAAUCCAGGGAAAUAUCGAAUAUUUCCUUUCACUUUUUCACUGCAUUUUUAUUAAUUUAGAUGUACUCGUUUUUUUGCAGGUUUUCUAAGGGAAAUAGGCCUGGAAAUGGCUGUGGAUUUGACAUCGACACUGGUGAUCUUCUUGAGAUGGAGCAAUGCCACGGUGUAGUUGUAGCAUCCGCCAUUUUCGGUAAUAUGAACUCUCAUUGUCAUUUCGGCAUUUCUUCUCGAAUAGAAGGACAAAUUGACCAUUUUAUUCUGUUCUUCUUCAUUAGGGAAUUAUGAUGUAAUGCAACAGCCCCAAAACAUCAGUGAAAUAUCAAUGAAGACGGUUUGCUUUUACAUGUUUGUGGAUGAAGAGACUGAGGCUUACAUAAAGAACUCCAGUACCUUGGACAGCUUGAACAAAGUUGGGUUAUGGCAGGUUGUGGUCGUCAGGAACCUUCCUUAUGUCGAUGCUAGACGCACUGGAAAGGUACCCUUGCUUCUGAAUUUCUUGUGAAUAAGUGUCUUCACUCCAAUUUCCAAGAUGGGAAAUAUACCAGCCUUCAAUUGUUGCAGAAAGUAAAUCGUUAUGCUUAUGUCACUGUAGUUUUUCUGGUAUAUUGUAAGUUUAAAAGCUGGAUGACUGCCGCUUGCCAAUAUCGGUUCUUACGUUGCUAGCCGAUUUCAUAAAUAAAAAUGCAAUGAAUAAUGUUAUUUUGGUAUCAUUUUUAUCUUUUGUGAGAGUUCUUCAAGCAUUUUGUAUCUCUGCAAUAGAUGAUUGCCUCUAGCCGAUAUCAAUUUAUUCAUCCGCCAGCUGAUUUCAUAAAUAAAAGCACAAAGAACUAUGCUAUGUUAGCAUCAUUUUUAGCUUUUGCGAGUAUUGAGUUUGCUUCUAUUCCUUCUUAAUCAGAGUUCAUUCUCUGAGAGCUUUUCUUCAAGCAUAGUGUAUAUCUUCGAUAAAACUUGGCCUCCUCUUCUCCUAAUCAGACGGUUAAUCCGAUCACUUAAAAAUAUAUAAAGAAAUAGAUUAUAUAUUUGAUUAAAAAAUCUCAGUUUCGAGACUUUGGUUGAAUCAUGAGGCAUAGCUAACAUCAUCCUUUCCUGUGAGCUUCCAUUCCUUCCUAUCAUAUUAUUAUUCUGAGGUCCCUGCAGCCAAGCUGCCUCAGGCAUUUUCUCCCAGUCACCCUGCUUGUCACAUUAUAUAUAUAUGUAUAUAUAUAAUUUUGAAUCCAUUUACAGCUGUGAAUAAUAAUGAUUUCAGAUUAUAUCAUUUCCUCCCUUUCAACACAACUCACAACCAGGUUCACAUAGCCCAUCCUUUUUCUGCCAUCACACAAAGAAGACCUCGUCAGAUCCGUUGCCACACUGUGAAUCCACAUGAUCCGCAUACGGCAUUCGUUUUUAUUUUUAUAAGGUCCUUACUCUUAUUGAAUGAGGCCACGUCACCUCUCAGCAGUUUCUCAAGUAUUCGGAUAAUGGCCCGACCCUGCUCUUGUGACUGUGAGUUUCGCUCAUGCUCACUCAACUUCUCCUCACAUCUUGCAUCCUAAGAGUCAACGAGAUGUUCUUUGAAGUUUGCUGAAGAGCUUUGACCUUUUAUUUUUAGAUGUGUCAAUAAAUAUUUAUUUUAGGUUGUGAAUGAUUUCCAGGUAUUUUCUGUGGAGUCUCCCCUCCAGCACUUUGCAUCAUCGUUGGUCAUUUCCUCACUGUGCAUAGUGAAUCUGCAGGUCCCAAAGCUUCUACUGCAUAGGAUCUUCCCAAACGCUCGAUAUUCUCUGUGGAUUGAUGGAAAACUUCAGCUUGUGGUGGACCCCUAUCAGAUUCUUGAGAGGUGCGUGGUCCUACGGCAUAUAUUUUGUUCGAAGUUUGUAAAUAUUUGUUCAUGAAAGAAAUUAAUUACAUGCCUUUAAGAAAUAUCUUUAACAUUGUUUAAACAGUGAUUUCUAAGAUAAUAUUCGUAUUUCUUAUUUUCUCAUUAUUUCUCGAAUAAAAACUCUGGAAAAUUAAUAAUCUACAUGAGGAAAUAACUUCAACAUGGUUUAAACAGUGAUUUCUAGGAUAAUAUUCAUAUUUCUUAUUUUCUCAUUCUUUAUCGAAUAAAAACUCUGAAAAAAUUAAUAGCCCACAUGAGGAAAUAACUUCAACAUGAUUUUAGGAGUGAUUUCAAAGAUAAUAUUUGUAUUUCUUAUUUUCGCAUUCUUUCUCGAAUAAAAACUCUGGAAAAUUUUCUUUAUUCUAUGCGAUUAUUCAAAGCAUGCUUAUUUAUUCGACCCUGAAGACACAAAUAUCUUUCUUCAUCUCUGCCCUAUGCAUGAGACUACUUCAUGGAGUAUGGAAUAUAUAUAUCGCCCUAUGCAGAUUCCUGUGGAGGAAGAACACCACCUUCGCCAUCUCGAGACACUACAAGCGCUUCGACGUUUUUGACGAAGCGGAAGCCAAUAAGGCCGCCGGAAAGUACGACAACGCGUCCAUCGAUUACCAGAUUCAGUUCUACGCGAACGAGGGGUUGACCCACUAUUCUCCGGCAAAGCUUCCCAUAACCAGCGGUACGCCGGCGGCAGUUUGCCUUUCUAUUCUUGUGGGUCCCUCUCUUCUCAUGGGAUGGCACUGAGAAAAGCUUCAAUCUUUGGCUCCCAGAUGUCCCCGAGGGCUGCGUGAUCAUCCGAGAGCACCUCCCCAUCACGAAUCUCUUCACCUGUCUCUGGUUCAAUGAGGUUGACCGCUUCACUUCGAGGGACCAGCUCAGCUUCUCCACGGUAAGGGACAGGCUAAUGGCACAAGUGGGCUGGAAGCUCGACAUGUUCUUGGACUGCGAGAGGCGCAACUUCGUCGUCCAGGUUAGUCUUCUUCUUCUUCUUCUCUGUAAUGCUCAUAAGCUGUAUUAUAUUCUACGGUGAUAAGAAUAAGCGUUGACAUUUUAAGCAGUCUUACCUCCUCUUCUUCUUCUUCUUCUGUACUGUCCGUAUACUAUAUAUAUAUAUAUGUAUUCUCUGUUGAGAAUACCUUUUAAUGGUAAGCGUUGACUUUUGGCAGUCUUACCAUCGGGACCUCUUGGAGAGCAUGGUGGUCCCGCCCCCUCCUUCCCCAAGUCGCCCGAGGCCGCCCAUUUUGCCGAGGACCGCGCUGGAGAGACCCGGAAAGUCAACGCCGACGAAGCUGCCGGCUAAGCGCGGGAGGGAGCGGAGACCGAGCUCCAGGCGCCACCGGAUGAGAGCCGCCGGCAGCAGGGACAGCGAAUGA
Molecule: messenger RNA, 6308 nt
Organism: Spirodela intermedia
Lineage: Eukaryota; Viridiplantae; Streptophyta; Magnoliopsida; Alismatales; Araceae
Source: the annotation of a GenBank genome assembly